Molecule: messenger RNA, 4825 nt
Organism: Lagopus muta (rock ptarmigan)
Lineage: Eukaryota; Metazoa; Chordata; Aves; Galliformes; Phasianidae
Product: UDP-glucuronosyltransferase 1A9-like
Exons: 1
Coding region: 1605-2522 (305 amino acids)
Molecular function (GO): UDP-glycosyltransferase activity
Source: RefSeq, a predicted model, not a curated record
ACUGUGCUCAGAAGAAACCACUGACUAAGGUAUAUUCUUCUUUUCCAAUUACACAUUUCUCAAAGCAAUGUAAUUUCAUGGCUUAUGGACGGUUAGCAGACUUGAUAUUACUUUUCUUUCCGAAAUAUUUUAACAGGUCUGAUUCUAGGCAUAUUUUUUUCCAUGGUCUGAAGUGUAGGCAGGUAGCUGUUAUUUGAAUUAAUAUUUUCAGAGAGAUCCAAAAAAAGUUUGUCUUCAUCUGCUGUAUGAUGUCCUCAGUGAAUACAAAUAGUUUUUCUGUCAGAUGCUGUAUUAGUUACAUCUUCAUGGACUGCAACAAUUUUAUUUUUUUAAAUCAGAUAUAUGAAAUGCAUUUAUUUUAUUCAAAAGUUAAUUUUUAAUUACAUUGCAUUUUCUGUUUUCUUAGCUGUAGGUUUCCUAACUGCCUAAUCAGUUCUUUGUGUGUAUUUCUUGACAUUGACUUCUAUCAGAAUAGUUCUGCACAUGUUUUAAAGCCAGUCUGUCUAGUUAAACAAUUAGUAGAAUCAGACAUUUCUUCUAGUCAUGGAGGAGGAUACAUACUUCUUUCCUAUGGUAUUUACUCCUCACUUCUGAAGUGUGGCCACAUGGUAUCACUACAUAACUGCACCACAGUUUCCUUGAAUUGAAUUUCCUGUCUUUCUUCAUUUAUAUUUUUAAUGGGUUUAUUCAGUUUCUACUGAACUUCACUAAGUUAGAUAAAAAAUAAGCUAAUUAAUUACAAACAUUUUCUUGUUUUCAACUCAAGAAACUGGUGCUUAAUUGUUUCACUUUUUUGAAGUACCAUGUCACGUUCUUUCAGAUGGCAUGACAGAAGUCUUUUAUAUCCUUCUAUGUGCUUUUAUAUCCUGAAGUUGAUGGUCAGACAAGAUGGUCUUGGUGGUCUUUUUCUAACCUUGGUGAUUCUUUCAUUCUAUGAAGAUCCAGGCCUUUAAAGCAGUACAGAUGGGCUUCUGUAAGGCCCUAUAGUCACAACACUUCCUGUUUCAUGUUCUACUGGCUCCAUUCAGUACCACCAUGGUGAUGUUUUCAUCCUGUAGAAAUAUGUUUGUUAACAAGGAAAUGACAGAAUAUCUCAUUUACUGUGGCUUUGAUGAUCGCUUUUGAUGCUUCUGAGUGGAGCCACAGUUGUUAACCAAGAGCAAGAGCAGAGUGAAGACACAUCAGUGUUCAAGAGAGAAGUCUGUAGAAAUCUAACAAGGAUGUCAAGGAGCUUGUUCUCUGUUAGGUACUUAAUAACUCCACUGACUUGGCAUCGGUAAAGCUUGUGGUACUUGGCAUUACCAGAAAAUAAAACGAACAAACAAGCAAAAAAAAUCCAGCAUUAUUCUCUGAUAGGUUUGCAGUGAUUAAGUCAGUAAAUCAUUAACUAGAAGAUAAUUACAGUUCAACACAACUCAGCAGAUAAAUUCAUCCCCUUCCUACAAAAGCAUAUUCAAGCUACAGCUUGGAGAAGGAGAAAGAGAAAGAGAAGGAGAGGGAGAAGGAGAAGGAGAAGGAGAAGGAGAAGGAGAAGGAGAAGGAGAAGGAGAAGGAGAAGGAGAAGGAGAAGACGGUUUUGCAGUCAGUGCUCUGUCCACAGGACAAUGACGCUGCGGCUUUGCUAUCCACUUGCUGCCGGGAUUUUUAUCCUCCUCGUUCCUGGCCUCUCUGAAGGAGGAAAACUCCUGGUGGUGCCCAUGGUUGGAAGCCACUGGCUGAGCAUGAAGGAAGUAGUUCAGAAGCUCGCCGAGAGGGGACAUGAAGUGGUGGUGCUUAAACCAGAAGUAAGCUGGCAUACGGGAGAGGCACAAAAACACGCAUACACUGUGAAGACAUACCCAGUGUCCACCAAGUUAGAGGACCUGGAUAAUGCCUUUCAGCUGUUUCUUGCUGCUCACCUAAAGAGUUUGCCUUUCCCAGAGAAUGUUAUUGCACUGUACAAUAUUGCGAAGCAUGAAUUUGAGACCUUCUUUCUUCAGUGCAGAGAACUAUUUUUCAGUAGAGAAACAAUGCAGUACUUGAAUCAAAGCGGCUUUGAUGCCGUCCUCACAGACCCUCUUUUUAUGUGUGGAGCAACACUUGCUAAUUACCUUUCACUUCCAUUUGUGUUCUUCAUGAGAGGAAUGCCUUGCAAUCUACACUUUGAUGCAGCACAGUGCUCAAGCCCUCUGUCGUAUGUCCCCAGAACACUUUCAUUCAAUUCAGACCACAUGACAUUUUUCCAGAGAGUGGAAAAUACACUGAUUUCUCUCCUGGAGCUCUUUUACUGUAAUGGGUACUAUAGAGCUGCAAUACAGCUUUCCUCUGAAGUUCUUCAUAGAGAUGUAUCCCUGAUUGACCUCCUGAACUCUGCUUCUGUUUCAAUAAUGAGGUUUGACUUUGUGUUUGAGUAUCCCAGACCAGUGAUGCCCAAUAUGGUCUUUGUUGGAGGUAUAAACUGUGCUGAGAAGAAACCACUGCCUAAGGUAUGUUCAUUUUCUCAAAUUGCACAUUUCCCAAAGCAAUGCAAUUUCAUGGCUUAGGGAUGGUUAGCGUACUUGAUAUUAUUUUUCUUUCCAAAAUAUUUUAAUAGAUCUGGUUCUUGGCAUAUUGUUAUUCCGUGGUCUUUUGUGGUGGCAGAUGACUGUUCUUUGAAUUAGUAUUUUCAGAGAAAUCCAACAGUGUUUGUCUGCAUCUGCUGCAUGCUGCCCUCAAUGAGCACAUAUUGUUAUUCUGUCAGAUGCAAUUUUGGUUUCAUGUUCACGGAGUGUAGCAUGUAUUUCUUUAAUCGGAACGAUGAAAUGCAUUUCAUUGGUUCAGAAAUCAGUGUUUAAACUGUUUACGUUGUUUUAUUUUCAUAGUGGGAGGUUCCCUACCUGGCUGAUCAUUUUUUCGUAUGUGUUUCUUGACAUUUACUUUUAUCAGAAACGUUCUGCAGGAGCUCUAAAUACAUCUGUCUUGUUAAUUCAAUUUAUAGCUUUGGACGUUUCUUACUAGUCAUGGAGGAGGACACACACUUCUUUCCUGUGACAUUUCCUCCUCACUUCUGAAGUGUGGUCACACAGUAUGACUACAUGAUUGCACCACCGUUUCUAUGAGUUGAAUUUCUUUUCUUUCUUCAUUUAUAUUCUUUGAUUAUCUUAUUCUUAUUCACUGAGGCAAAUACAGAGUAAGCUGGUUGCAAACGUUUUCCUGUGUUUGACUGAAGAGAGUGGUAAUUAAUUACUUUAGAUUCAAAACGCACCAUGACACGCUCGCACUGAUUGCAUGACUGAAGUUUUUUAUAUGCUUUUACUUACGUUUCUAUCCUGACAGCCUCAGGGUGCCGACACUUUGUAGCUCACUUCUUUUAAAAUGAUUAUAACUAUUCCCCCUGUAUUUUAUUCCCGAUGUCUUCCAUCUUCAUAACGAUGUUUGUCAUUGAGUGGAAAUGGUGCUUUCUGCAUGUUUAAAAACCCUGUGUAUUCUUCCAGUAUAUCUAAAGAAAAUUGUGGCAUUUGUCCUGUUUGCUUGGAGUGGUGCCCAGCAUCAAGGCUGUAAUGCAAUAGUGUGUAAACAUGCAAAGUAAGUCAUGUUCUGGAAAAAUAUCAGUCCAUAUGCACUGGGAUAAUCAGAAUUGAUGUUCAGAAACUACAUAACGUGACAAUAGAUAGUUGUAUGAGACCCAGUAUCCUGUUGUGCAGAAGGUAAGAGAACAAGAAAGUUGGGAUGACUAGGAAAGGGAAAGAGAAGAAAGCUGCCGAAUAAUUUCUUGGUAUAUCGUCAUUCUGAAUAUUGUCUUAUCCUUCAUCUCAGAAAAGGAAUUGUAUAACAGCAACACAGAUAGUGUCAGGAGACAGGUGUGGUAAGAGGCAUGAUCAAGAUCUACAUUCUUAACAACAGACUGUUAAUGACGUGGGGAAGAUUCCUAAGAAAUAACGGUUCAGUGCUACUUCCAAAAUAGGGAAGGAAGAAGAGAGACUGGGAAAAAUCCAGCAAUGGCUUAUUGAUAUAAGAACAACUACAAAAAGCUGAUUUUUUCUUUCUCUCAGGUUUACGACUGUCAUGAUAGUUAUAGAGUUCUGCUGAUGAAUUACAGGAGGAGAUUGUGUAAAUGAACUCCUAAAGGGAUGUGCAAUACAAAGACACAGAGUUAGGUUCAGGGGUUCUUGGGGUCAGUCUUGCAGGAGCCUGAGAGGCUAUUCUGUAUAUGGGCUGUUACUGCUUGCUUGUGGCAUUCCCCAGUGUCCUGUGGCAGUGCUGGGUAAGAGGAGCAUUUGGUGUAAUUCAGUGCCGUCGUACCUACCAAAAGUGGUGUGGAGGUGGGGAAGACAAGAGCCAUCAGCUGUCUGUGGGCUGCAUCGUGUGGAAGGUGUGAGACUGUGACACUGGGAGCCAAAGGCAAAGACAUGAGGAACAUGCUAAAAUGUACCCCUCCUUCCCUGCUUGCUUUGCUCAGAGAGAGGGCGAUGGUGAAUGCUACCGACCUGACCUACUGCUUACUGAACUGAACUGAGAACUGGAGAAUUCAUUCUGUAUUCCAGUUUGAGAUCCAAUAUGAGAUUUGGAAAUAGUUUACGUGAUUAAUCAGAAACCUCAGCCCUGUGCCCAGACUUCUGAUGAUAAAUGAUAAUGACAAUGAAACCACACCUGUGAAGGAUCAAUUGACUUCUAGCAGGCUCUUCAAAUUCACUUCUUCAGUAGUUUUCAAUGGGAUUUUCUUUGGGGUCUACAGACGUGGAACACGGUAGUUGCUUACCUAUUCUUUCAUUGCUACAUGGGUGAUUUUAAUGAUGAUCUUCCGGGAUGGUGGGAAACUUUUUGCACUGUCCAGUGUGAAAACCACAGGUUUUGCACGAGUCAUGUA